This is a messenger RNA of Suricata suricatta (meerkat), 4747 nucleotides long. RefSeq names its product recombination signal binding protein for immunoglobulin kappa J region (gene RBPJ). The record is from RefSeq and is a predicted model, not a curated record. Bases 678 to 2138 code for a protein of 486 amino acids. Gene Ontology annotation, cellular component: nucleus; MAML1-RBP-Jkappa- ICN1 complex. NCBI's taxonomy places the organism in Eukaryota, Metazoa, Chordata, Mammalia, Carnivora, Herpestidae. Gene Ontology annotation, molecular function: DNA-binding transcription activator activity, RNA polymerase II-specific; RNA polymerase II cis-regulatory region sequence-specific DNA binding. The transcript has 12 exons. Gene Ontology annotation, biological process: regulation of transcription by RNA polymerase II; Notch signaling pathway.
CCUGUUUCCCAGCCCCGCGCAGCUUUGUUCCUCCGGGCGGUCGUCGCCUCCUCGCCGGGCUGGUGCCCCCGGCGCCGGGCGCUUUGUCUUUCCCCACUGCCCCCCGCGACUCUCUAUCCCCGGCCCUUUGUUCCACCGCCUUGGGCGCUUUGUCCGACCCGUCGCGCCCCGCAUCCCUUUUCCUUCUCUCCCUCUCAGCUGUUCUUCCUCCCGUGCCCCUUUGUUGUGCCCUUCUCUACUCGGUAGCUCCGUGACCUGCCAGAGCCCAGGCACCAGAUUUCUGCCUUUUCAUUUUUCUCCCAUUUUCUCACGUGUUUUCCUCUCACCUUUCUGUUUGGUACUUGAUCACCCCCCGAGUCUUUGUCUCCCCCAUCCAGCGGCUUACUCGCUUGGCACCCCCCUUUCCCUCUCAUCAUCGGCUGAUUUAUCCACUACCCACGGAGUGUGUCGGCUGAACUGUCUCAGCCUCGGGGACUCCAUCUGGUGCUUCAGCGAGCAGACAGACCCUACGUCAUUGAAAUUAUGAGACUAUCAUUCAAAUGGAAGCAUUGUAGUUCUUCGGAAGCAUUAUGAUCUCAAAAGGAAAGGAGAAUGAUACAGAUACACUGGCUGAGGUGUUUUGAGGUGCAUCGAAGUGUUCCAAGCUGUGACUUACCUUAACAUGUUCUUGAAGUACCAUGGCGUGGAUUAAAAGAAAAUUUGGUGAGCGGCCUCCACCUAAACGACUCACUAGGGAAGCUAUGCGAAAUUACUUAAAGGAGAGAGGGGAUCAAACAGUACUUAUUCUUCAUGCAAAAGUUGCACAGAAGUCAUACGGAAAUGAAAAAAGGUUUUUUUGCCCUCCUCCUUGUGUGUAUCUUAUGGGCAGUGGAUGGAAGAAAAAAAAAGAACAAAUGGAACGAGAUGGUUGUUCUGAGCAAGAAUCUCAACCAUGUGCAUUUAUUGGAAUAGGAAAUAGUGACCAAGAAAUGCAGCAGCUGAACUUGGAAGGAAAGAACUAUUGCACAGCCAAAACAUUGUACAUAUCUGACUCCGACAAGAGAAAGCACUUCAUGUUGUCCGUGAAGAUGUUCUACGGCAACAGUGAUGACAUUGGUGUGUUCCUCAGCAAGCGGAUCAAAGUCAUCUCCAAACCUUCCAAAAAGAAGCAGUCGUUGAAAAAUGCUGACUUGUGCAUUGCCUCAGGAACAAAGGUGGCUCUGUUUAAUCGACUUCGGUCCCAGACAGUUAGUACCAGAUACUUGCAUGUAGAAGGAGGUAAUUUCCAUGCCAGUUCUCAGCAGUGGGGAGCAUUUUACAUUCAUCUCUUGGACGAUGAUGAAUCAGAAGGAGAAGAAUUCACAGUUCGUGACGGCUACAUCCACUAUGGACAGACCGUCAAACUCGUGUGCUCUGUCACCGGCAUGGCUCUCCCGAGACUGAUAAUUAGGAAAGUGGAUAAGCAAACCGCAUUACUGGAUGCAGAUGAUCCUGUGUCACAACUCCAUAAAUGUGCAUUUUACCUUAAGGAUACAGAAAGAAUGUACUUGUGCCUUUCUCAAGAAAGAAUAAUCCAGUUUCAGGCCACUCCGUGCCCAAAAGAACCCAAUAAAGAGAUGAUAAAUGACGGAGCUUCCUGGACAAUCAUCAGUACGGACAAGGCAGAGUAUACAUUUUACGAGGGGAUGGGCCCUGUCCUUGCCCCAGUCACCCCUGUGCCUGUCGUAGAAAGUCUUCAGUUGAAUGGCGGUGGGGACGUAGCAAUGCUUGAACUUACAGGACAGAAUUUCACUCCAAAUUUACGAGUGUGGUUUGGGGAUGUAGAAGCUGAAACUAUGUACAGAUGUGGAGAGAGUAUGCUCUGUGUUGUCCCAGACAUUUCUGCAUUCCGGGAGGGCUGGCGAUGGGUCCGGCAGCCAGUCCAGGUUCCAGUAACUUUGGUCCGUAAUGAUGGAAUCAUUUAUUCCACCAGCCUUACCUUUACCUACACCCCGGAGCCAGGGCCGCGGCCACACUGCAGUGCGGCAGGAGCUAUCCUUCGAGCCAGUUCAAGCCAAGUGCCCCCUAACGAAUCAAACACAAACAGCGAGGGAAGUUACACAAAUGUCAGCACAAAUUCUACCAGUGUCACAUCUUCUGCAGCCACAGUGGCGUCCUAACUACCGGCUUCUUGCUGGGACUUAAACUGACUUGAGUGCGGCAAAAUGUUGACAAAAAAAAAAGAAGAAGAAAGAAAAAGAAAAAAAUGAACAAUCUUUUGUGGUUUCUUGGGAAAACUUUGCAUACCCGGUGAUGCUGUUCAGAAACCCCAUUACCUACAAGUGCUGAUUUGAAGUGCAGAAGCCGCAGUAAAACAAACAAAACGUCGUAAUGUACAAACCAUUGGGAAUCGAUUGUUUUCAGCUGUUAUUCUUGUUUGGUUGGUUUUUGUUUGGUUUUGUUUAAAUGGGCAAGAAAUAGAGAUGUGGCUGGAAUAAAAGUUAAUCAAACUAGAAGACACAAAUCUAACAUAGUUUUUACGGACCAAGGAACUUGUAUAAGCUUUAGCAAAAGGUACAUUUUCACCAUACCUUUUUUUAUAUCACAGUAUAUAGUACACCUUUGUUACCAAAUAGGUUCUCCUCCUCCCUGCCCCCCUGAGCUCUGCCCUCCAGUACAUCCAAGUUCCAAGCCUGACCGUGCUAGUUUAACCUGAUUACCUUAUUCUUCCAGGUUUUUUGGUUUAAGGCUGGAACUAUUCUUUUUAUUUUAUUUUUUUAAAGCUGAUGUCUUACGACUUUUCAUGAGUCGAAAUUGUUUUGAUUUCAGCAAGUCAAAUCUUGUAAAGGCCCGCCUAUUUUUUUUUUUAAGAUUAUAUGAAGUCUGUGCAAAAGCUUUAAAAAAAUGCCUCUGCCUUGCCUGCAGUACAUGCAAUAUAUGUUAACUUAGUCUCUUUUCUCAGACACUGUUGGUAGUUCUUUCCUUGUUUUCCUUUUUUUUUUAAAUGUAUUUAUAGUGGUAUUCCAAGAGGUUCUAACAUUUACGUGGAAUUAAAUGUGGCCAUUUAGUCAUUAAUGAAUUAAUGGUGCAGAACAUGUUGGUAUUUGAAGUGUUCUCUCCCCUUUGCCCAUGUGUGAAUGUAUCUACAUGUUCCAGAUUUGUGCAGGUCCCCCCUCCUAAUCUUGUACAUAACUUGUAUUAUGUGUAAGUUAAACAUUUUAUUUUGAACUUGGAAUGUUCCCAGUGAUCUCCUUCAGCAGGGUGUUUUCUGCCUUGUUGGCAUAUGACAGAAAAAAAAUAUCAUGACAAGUAUUUGCUACCAGUUGGUAGAUGGUGCCCUGAUUGUAUAAUGAGAAGAUCUCAGCAAAAGCAUGUAUUUGUUUACUUUUUUUUGGUAGCCUAGGUCAAAACAUCAUUGUAACCUUAAAACCAGAUGCUUUUGUUAGACGACCACCUCAAGUAGCUUGGAAGACAGUACCUUAGAGCAGAUAGUUGUGAGAUUAUAAAACUGCAAAUGUAAUGUAUCUUUCCAUGUCUCUCCUGACUUCUCUGUCUUCUCUUCCCCAGAACUGCGUAUCUCCACAGAGGUCUCCUUCUCAGAAAACAUUUCUUUUCCAUGCAGUUAAGGUUGAGUUGCAUUCAGGCUGUGUGUUGGCCUUCUAUGCGAGGCUCACCGCUUUUAACGUUCUUCCAUUUCCGCACUCUGGUUAGGCCUUUGUUCCUUUCUUGGAAAUUGCAGCGGACUCACUGGGCUACAGUUAGUACAGGAACCACGUGUAUGAUGUUCUAGGACACAGUCUAGUAAUACAAUCAUCCUGCUUAGAGUUCAAAACUACCUCUAGAUUGUGGUAAGCUUUUACUGUCCCAUAAAACAGGAGCCACAAGUACCUUACGGAUUCAAAACGAACUUCCUUCAGUGUUUCCAUACAGACCGCUGUCUUUCUGGUGUCCUGAGCUUCAUCAGUAGACUUUGUAAACGUCGUUUCAGUAGCUUCCCCUCUCCCCAGCUUUGUUACCUUCAUCACUCUUGCUCAGACUGUCAUUGUAAAUACAAUCCCUAACUUCUCUAUAUCCCCUUUUCCUCGGUUUUCAAGGAGGAAGCCACUGGUAAAACGCAUUAGUGGUUGAGUCAGAGUUACUGUGGUUUUGUCGCCCCGCAAGCCUUUGUGAUUACAGGCUGCGUUGUUCUCCACGCACAGCCUUCUCGUCAGAUCUGCUCCCAUCACUGGCUUCUCACACGUCAGAUCUGUGUCAGUGCUUAAGGGCAGAAUUGUGGCCUUACCUUUCCUUGUUUUAACUGUUUACUAGCUUCUUCUUGCAAAACUGCUUAUUUCUGAGUGGUAUUUAUUCUUCUCUGUUGAAUCAUGGAAGUGAUCUUUACGCACUGCUUUGGGUUCAGAGCCUGGAGAGACUUCCAGUGCCGCUUUACUCUGAAUGGGCCACAAGUUUCCUCCACUUCCCAGGUUUGGUAUUUAGUUACAAAACUGUGUUAAAUUAACAGGGCACAGAUGAGAUACUUUUGAAGAACAAACUAUUCCUUACGUAGCUUUGCAACUCAAAUUAAUUUUUCAAGUUUAUGGCUUUAUUAAAUGAACUUUGCUUUUUUAUUAUUUAAUUGUACUUUGUUUUGGCUCUUUGUUUCUUUUAAUAAGAUAAUUUUGAAAUACUAGACUGUAAAGCCUUUUCCUGUUUGUUUUUUGUUUGAAAAGUCCAAGAAUGUACUUACACAGGCAUUUCCCUUGCUAUUUUAUGCCAUUCUGCAUACCACAAACUAAAGACUGAAAUGGUU